Eimeria necatrix is the source of this 591-nucleotide messenger RNA. RefSeq lists its product as hypothetical. Lineage: Eukaryota; Apicomplexa; Conoidasida; Eucoccidiorida; Eimeriidae. The coding region runs from base 1 to 591 and encodes 196 amino acids. The record is from RefSeq and is a predicted model, not a curated record. The transcript has a single exon.
AUGUGCAGACUAGAGCCACAGGCAGAAGAAAACAAAGUUGGAAAUAAAAAAGAAACUCUUGCUGCAUCAAAAAAUAAAAUCAAAUUCAAAAAAAGAGAAAAAGAAAAACAAAUAAAGACGCUUGAGACCGCCUCUGCUGCGCUUACGAAGCAGCAGCAGCAGCAGCAGCAGCAGCAGCAGCAGCAGCCGGAAGGGCAGGAGCAGCGGCUGGAGCAGCAGCAGUGGCUGCAGCUGGAGCAGCCAGAGCAGCAGCUUGAGCAGCAGCAGCUGCUGCAGUCCGAGGAGGUGCAGCAGCAAGAAUUGCUGCUGCUGCUGCAGCAGCAGCAGAGGGAAGAGCAGGAGGAGCUGCUGCUGCUGCAGCAGCACGAGGAAGAGGAGCAGCAGCUGCUGCGGGAGCCGCAGCUGCUGAGGCUGCUACAGCAGGGGCAGCAGCAGCAGCCUCCUUGCUGCGGCUGCAGCAGCAGCAGCAGCAGCAGCAGCAGCAAAGAUUCUAAGGAAGCAACAGCAGCAGCUGCUGCUGCUGAAGCAGCAGCAGACACAGAGGGUAUUUUUGAAUUGUGCGUCACGCCCAUUUUCUUUUUAAAAGAAUAA